AUGGAAAAUCGUGAUGGUAUAUUAUUUACUACUGUUUAUCAAAAACCGUCUUAUAAGCCGUAUUAUUUGCCAUUUAAUAGUACUCAUCCAUUACAUAAGAAAAAGAAUAUACCUUUUACGAUGUUACUUCGAGUGAUUAGGUAUUGUUCUACAUUCCAAACAUAUUUGGAUGAACGUGAAAAAUUACGUAUGGCUUUAUUACUUAACAAAUAUCCGAUAAGUUUAUUAAAUGAAUUAAGUUGUCCAUUACCUGCUAAUGUUGAUGGCAGUGUAAUGUAUUUAUUAAUUCUAUACCCCCCAAUUAAACAUUCUCAAUCAGGUGAACAUUUAAGUGAACAAUAUUAUUCAGCAAAAAGUUCACCAUCAUGUACACAUACAAAUAUAUUAAAACGACGAGAUAACGAUAAACGUACUGUUCUCCAUGAAAUACCUCAACUAACUUGUCCAACAGCAUCAUCAAUUGUAAGUUUUGAUGAAAUUGAGUCGUCGUUAUAA
Messenger RNA from Rotaria sp. Silwood1, 495 nucleotides. NCBI's taxonomy places the organism in Eukaryota, Metazoa, Rotifera, Eurotatoria, Philodinida, Philodinidae. The record is from the annotation of a GenBank genome assembly.